This is a messenger RNA of Schizophyllum commune H4-8, 2456 nucleotides long. RefSeq lists its product as uncharacterized. Gene Ontology annotation, molecular function: DNA-binding transcription factor activity, RNA polymerase II-specific; RNA polymerase II cis-regulatory region sequence-specific DNA binding. The record is from RefSeq and is a predicted model, not a curated record. Gene Ontology annotation, biological process: regulation of transcription by RNA polymerase II; cell differentiation. Bases 150 to 2165 code for a protein of 671 amino acids. The transcript is spliced from 4 exons. Lineage: Eukaryota; Fungi; Basidiomycota; Agaricomycetes; Agaricales; Schizophyllaceae.
UGCUGUGUGACUAUCAUUUGCAUCGCUCUUUCGCUUUUGUCAUUCUUUCCCAGUCUCUCAUCUUGCCACCCCUCCACCCGUCGUCCAGCGCCUCCCACUGCCGCCGACGACAAGCCCGCUCUACAAUACCUUCCAGAUAAUCAGCACCCAUGUCGGCGCCCUCGGAUGUUGUCCCUCACAGUCAGAAAAAGCCUCGUAACAGGCAUUCCCCGUCACAGGUGGCCGCUCUCAAAGAGGUGUACGACAAAAAUGACCACCCUCCCCUCGAGGACAGGACCCAACUCGCCCAGAAGCUCGGCAUGCAAAUAAAAACCGUCAAUGCCUGGUUUCAGAACCGUCGAGCCUCCUCCAGGAAGCGCACCCAGCGUGCUGAGGCACAUACCGAUCCAUCUCGCUCUAUCUCGGGCUCUCCACCGCCUCUUGACGAGGACGACCCACACCACACGUCCCAGGAUCAUUCACAUUCGAGCCAACUACACUCCACAUCCGAUCAAGCCACGUCGCAUACUGCCAAGUCAGACAUGACGAGAAAGCCCCAGCGCAACCGGCCGACUCCCGAGCAACUCGACGAGCUUCGCAAGCUUUUCGAGACAACGCAGCACCCGUCGACGGAGCAGCGCACGCAAUUGGCAGAGCGCAUUGGAAUGAAGUAUCAGACCAUCACGAACUGGUUUCAAAAUCAACGGUCUGUAUACAAGAACAAACGUGCCCCCGGGAACCCCAACCUCCUCUGGGGCUCGAGCAGUCUCUCGACGACGGCGCCGGCUGUCAGUGCUCCGGCGCAGCCGCUGCCGCCUCCCAGCACACAUCCGUCGCUAGGGCUCAGUGGUCCGCCGCCGCUAUCGUCCAUUAGCGCGCAUCCCCGUCUACCAUCACUGCCGAUCUCACGUGGUGCUAGCCUCGAGCCGCACCAUCUAGCUCACGGGUCGAAGCCGGAGGAUAACCUAUCGGAUCGUGGCAGCAUGCGCGCCUUCUCCGACGAUGGUCAUCUCCGUGAUCGUAGCGACACGCCGCUAUCGACUGCUCAGCACAGCGUCUCGUCGUUCGACCGGCUUCGGCCGUCGACGCCGCCCAUCUCGACGUUCCAUGGACAGUCGCCGAGCUUUGGACCUCAGCGCAACCUCACGCCGAGUCCUGCUCGCGUGAAGCGGGCGAACUCUUCGCCGCGACACGCGAAACCGACGUCGUCCUACCCACGAAACAGGCCAGAGCCUUCGCAGCUAGAUGCACUGCGCAAGCUCUUCGCUGUUACGCAAACGCCGAGUGUCGAGCAGCGCACGCGUCUUGCCGAUGAUAUCGGGAUGGAUUUGGCGAAGGUGACAAACUGGUUCAGGAACUCCAGGCAGACCUCUCGUCGACGCCAGGCAAAGGGUCUCCCCGACCCUCCGCCUCCCCCGUCCGACGGGAAAGAGGAGUCUGUGUCGGGCAGUGCUAAGCCAGGCCAGUCAGUCGCAGACGAUGACGAAGUCAUGGACGGGUCGGUGGAGGAGGAUGUAGAAAUGGACGACAGCAACAGUUCCCGCGGCACCCCGAUGUCCACCGAGGACGAAAGCGAUAUGGAGCAGGAUGUGCAUCUGCCGCCUCUUGACAUCACUUCGCGCCGUCUACCUCCACCGCUAGGGAUGACAGGCCCUCGCGAUGCGGAUGGACCCAUGAUCGUCUCCCCGACGCCCAUCGCGCACUUGCGGUCCAGGGCGUUUGGGCUGGGGCUCGACGUUCCCGAGCAUGGACGCCAGAUGAUGGUCGACUAUAAGGCGCAGGCAGCGUCCGGACUCCCCAUGAGCCCGGUGCCCAUCCUUCCAUUGCCGACCCCCUCGAUGCACGUUGCAGCACCACCGACGUCUCGCGGUCUGUAUACGCCACCACCGCUGAAGCAUGUCACGCCGCCUGCACACGGCCAGCCCAUGUUGCCUUCCAUUCGCCUCACUCCGCCUCUGAGGCAGACACCACCGCCGUACCCUCCGCAGGCUGCAUACGCGCACGACAGGCCCUUCGACCUGCCGCUGCCGAAGGCGGAUAGGAUGAGUAUCGACCAGUCGUGGGCGUCUGACGUUUCGAUGAAAGAUUCCAGGAGUAGCAUUUCGUCGUCGGCUAGCGUACGCGUGGAGGAUGCUAUGCUGCUCCUCGACUUCUCCACGCGCAGCGUUGAGCUCGUCGCUCAUUGACCUAACUUCAUUGAUAUCUUGCAAGCACGCAGGCGGUGCCCCUAUGCGACAUGUACCCUUCGUUAUUCAAUACCUGCAGCCCCUGUACUUACCUAUGCCCUGUCUCCUCCGUGCGCGCCACCACCGUACGGACGGAACUUGCUUCGCGAAAACGCGAAUGCCGAACUGACCCAAGAACCUCGAAUAAAGUAGACCAAAGUGUUAAUUUAGCUAACAGUACUAUGACCAACCCCUCGACUCAAUCGUGUUGUACAAAUAAGUAGUAGCUUAUUAUAUGUUUGCUGGCUUCCA